CUCCUCUUCUUUCUUUCUUUUCUUUUUUUGUUCUUUGCCCUUUACCCUUUUUUCAUGCACGUUUUCUACAUCCAUUGUUUCCGUUUAAUUUAUCUAAAUAAGAAACAAAAGACGCGUCUUCAUCCAGCAUUAACAACAAGCCAUUCUUUGUUGUAACUCACUCCACAUAACUCACCCACUCGAGUUUACUAUUCCAACUUUUAAGAUCAUUCUAUCUCAUCUUUAUUGCCCAUUGUCAUGUUUGUUAUCAAGCGAGAUGGAAGACGCGAAACCGUCCACUUUGACAAGAUCACUUCCCGCAUCUCCAAGCUAUGCUAUGGUUUGAACACUGACUUUGUGGACCCUCCUAGAGUAUCCCAGAAGGUUGUCCAAGGCAUGUACCAGGGUAUCACUACAGUCGAGCUUGACAAUCUAGCUGCUGAAACAGCUGCAUAUCUGACAACCAAUCAUCCAGAUUAUGCCACACUUGCAGCCCGUAUUGCCAUUUCCAACUUGCAUAAGGAAACCAAAAAGGUCUUCUCUACAGUCAUUGAAGAUCUCUAUACCCACUUCCACCAAAAGCUUAAAAAGAAUGUGCCCUUAGUUUCCAAGGAGACAUAUGAUAUUGUGAUGGAGAAUGCGGAUCGUCUCAACUCGGCCAUUAUCUACGAUCGCGAUUAUGGCUACAACUUUUUCGGAUUCAAGACCCUUGAAAAGAGCUAUCUCUUGCGUAUCAAUGAUAUCGUUGUUGAGCGUCCACAACACAUGAUUAUGCGUGUUGCAAUUGGUAUCCAUGGCCGUGAUAUUGAUGCUGCAAUUGAGACAUAUAACUUCAUGUCCGAAAAAUAUUUUACACAUGCGACUCCUACGUUGUUUAAUGCUGGAACACCUCGUCCUCAGAUGUCAAGCUGCUUCUUAGUUCAAAUGGCAGACGAUAGUAUUGAGGGCAUCUACGACACCUUGAAGACAUGCUCUCUGAUUUCCAAAGCUGCAGGCGGCGUUGGUAUUAGUUUCCAAAAAAUUCGUGCAUCGGGAUCAUACAUUGCUGGAACCAAUGGCAACUCGAAUGGCAUCGUCCCCAUGCUUCGCGUCUUCAACGAUACCGCUCGCUUUGUAAACCAAGGUGGCGGGAAAAGAAACGGAUCGUUUGCCAUGUAUCUGGAGCCUUGGCAUGCGGAUGUAUUUGAAUUUUUGGAUUUGCGAAAGAAUACUGGCCAUGAGGAACUCCGUGCACGUGACCUGUUCUUAGGUCUCUGGAUCCCCGAUCUCUUCAUGCAGCGCGUCCAGGAGGAUGGUGAUUGGCAUUUGUUCUGUCCAGGAGAGUGUCCUGGUCUAGAUAGAGUCUGGGGCCAAGAGUUUGUUGAUUUGUAUAACAAAUACGUGGCAGCCAACAAGCACCGCAGGGUUGUGAAAGCCCAAAAGUUGUGGUUUGCUAUUGUGGAUGCUCAGAUUGAGACCGGAAUGCCCUACAUGCUAUACAAAGAUGCUUGUAACGCCAAAUCUAACCAGCAGAAUCUGGGAACUAUCAUGUGCUCAAACUUGUGCACGGAAAUUAUUGAGUAUACUGCACCUGAUGAAGUUGCUGUCUGUAACUUGGCAUCGAUCGCCUUGCCAAAGUUUGUAGAUGUCAAGAACAAGUGCUUUGACUUUGAUCAAAUGCAUAUGGUUGUUAAGGUUGCGGCCAAGAACUUGAACAAGGUCAUUGACCGCAACUACUAUCCCGUCCCCGAGGCCGAAAAAAGCAACAAGCGUCAUCGUCCUAUUGGUCUCGGUGUCCAAGGACUUGCUGACGCCUUUGUGAUGCUCCGAUACGCCUUUGAUUCACCCGAAGCCCGUCAACUAAACAAGGACAUCUUUGAGACUCUCUACCAUGCAGCAUUGGAAGCUUCUUGUGAGAUGGCUAAGGAACAAGGACCGUAUGAGACUUAUGCUGGAUCGCCUAUUAGUAAGGGUAUUCUUCAGUACGACAUGUGGAAUGUCAAGCCUAGUGAUCGCUGGAACUGGGAUCGUCUUAAAGAGAAUAUCCAAAAGUAUGGAGUACGCAACUCACUACUGGUGGCGCCUAUGCCUACAGCCUCAACCAGUCAGAUCCUAGGCAACAACGAGUGCUUUGAACCUUAUACAUCCAACAUUUACCAACGUCGAGUUAUGAGCGGCGAGUUCCAGGUGGUGAACCAUCAUCUUUUGAACGAUCUGACUCAGAUGGGCUUAUGGAACGAGGCGAUGAAGAAUCAAAUCAUUGCAGCUAACGGGUCGAUCCAGGGUCUGUCAGAGCUAGAUGAUGAUUUUAAGAAGUUGUAUAGGACCAUUUGGGAGAUUCCACAGAAGGCAUUGUUGGAGAUGGCAGCGGAUCGUGCUCCAUUUAUUGACCAAUCACAGUCAUUGAACGUCUUUAUGUCAGAUCCAUCAUCCAGCAAAAUUACGUCGAUGCACUUUUUCGCAUGGAAGAAGGGAUUAAAGACAGGCAUGUACUAUCUCCGCUCGCGUCCUGCUGUGGAUGCGAUCAAGUUCACAGUAGAUCAACAAGCUUUGUUGGAGAGUUUGAAGAAACAAGCCCUAGUGGCGAAGGCUGUUAAGCAGCAAACAUCAAUUAAGACAUCGACAUCUGUGAAUGGAUUAACGACACCAGAACUGGAGUCUCCCAAGCUGGAUGAGGCAGAUCAAAAGGCACUCGAUGCCAUCAUGUGUUCACUUGAGAAUAAGGAAGCUUGCUUGAUGUGCAGCGGUUAA
Molecule: messenger RNA, 2709 nt
Organism: Lobosporangium transversale
Lineage: Eukaryota; Fungi; Mortierellomycota; Mortierellomycetes; Mortierellales; Mortierellaceae
Product: ribonucleotide reductase
Exons: 8
Coding region: 238-2709 (823 amino acids)
Biological process (GO): DNA replication; deoxyribonucleotide biosynthetic process
Cellular component (GO): ribonucleoside-diphosphate reductase complex
Molecular function (GO): ribonucleoside-diphosphate reductase activity, thioredoxin disulfide as acceptor; ATP binding
Source: RefSeq, a predicted model, not a curated record